Messenger RNA from Acanthocheilonema viteae, 2076 nucleotides. NCBI's taxonomy places the organism in Eukaryota, Metazoa, Nematoda, Chromadorea, Rhabditida, Onchocercidae. The record is from the annotation of a GenBank genome assembly.
AUGGAUACUUUUCUUAUUGCAAACAAUCUGGCACCAUGUACAUCCAACGUAACACUACUCGGUUUUGUAGAAGAGGAACGGGAAGAUGAAAUUGAGGAUGAUGCGAUUGGGAAUGCAGUGAGUGUAGCUUCAUGGAGAUCGAGAAUAUCGUCGCCAACACCGUCUACAUUAAGGCUCGAGAAACCUCUGAAGCCGACGUUGGGCAGCAAAAAAGCCUCAUUCUUUCUUAUGGCAACACCCAAAUGUACAUCGCAUAGUUCGCACUCCAUAAGUGGCGGUCAAAAGAAAGGGAAGAGUAAAAAGUGGAAGAAUUAUUUGCAGUUCCCGCACUACACGGAAUGUUUAUACCUCAGAUCGGAGAUUGAUGUCAGCUAUAGUUAUGUGGUCGAAAAGCAACCAAUCGGUAAAUUGCUUUUUGAGCAAUUCUGUAACACAGAUGCACGAUAUGCAAGAGCAUGGGCCUUUUUAUGUAAAGUUGAAGAAUACGAAACAUCUGACGAUGAUGGCAAAAGUCGCCGAUUAUUGGCCAAAUCAAUUGCCUCACUUUUGUCAAUAGAGAAUGACGCACCCUGUUCGUCCAAUGAUUCACUGUGGUGCAGCUUCUUAUCGGAAGAUUAUAUACAGAAAUUCAUUACCACUGCCAAUGAUGCGUCACAGGAAUCUGAACCGUCUAGUGGCAUAUUUUUCGAAGCAUACAAAAGUGUGCGAUCAUUCCUUGCUGAUCGAUCUUUUCGAAAAUUCUUGGAAUCGCGUUAUUUUCACCGUUAUUUACAGUGGAAAUGGUUGGAGAAAAGGCCUGUAGAUAAGCAUACAUUUCGUUUAUACCGGGUACUUGGAAAAGGAGGUUUCGGAGAAGUUUGCGCUUGUCAAGUCAGAGCUUCUGGGAAAAUGUACGCUUUGAAAAAAUUGGAAAAGAAGAGGGUGAAAAAAAGGCAUGCGGAGACUCUCAGUCUAAAUGAAAAGCAAAUCCUGCAGAAAAUCAAUUCUCCGUUUGUGAGUUUGAUUGUGAAAGUGGAAUUGGCGGCUGACAGAAUGAGUGCUUCGGCAAAUUGUAUUGAGUAUGCAACCACACCAUUGGUUAGCCUUGCAUAUGCAUAUGAAACAAAGGAUGCUUUAUGCUUAGUUUUGACGCUUAUGAAUGGAGGAGAUCUGAAAUUUCACUUAUACAAUUUAAUACCUGGUGGAUUUGAAGAAAAACGAGUGCAAUUUUAUGCUGCUGAAAUCACUCUCGGCUUGCAACAUUUACACAAGGAGCAUAUCAUUUACAGAGACCUAAAACCAGAAAAUAUUCUUCUUGAUGAUUAUGGGCAUGUCCGAAUAUCCGACUUAGGACUUGCAGUUGAAUUAAGAGAUAAUGAACCUAUAAAAGGACGUGUUGGCACAGUUGGCUAUAUGGCGCCAGAAGUUAUCAAAAAUGAACGUUAUUCAUAUGGUGUCGAUUGGUGGGGAUUGGGCUGCCUAAUAUAUGAAAUGAUGGAAGGAAAGGCGCCUUUUCGGCAACGGAAGGAAAAAGUAAAACGUGAAGAAGUGGAACGACGAGUCCGUGAGGAUCAAGAAAAAUAUUCGGAUAAAUUUAGUGAAUCUGGCAGGACUAUAUGCAGAGGUCUUCUACACAAAGAACCAGGCUUUAGACUUGGAUGUCGCAGAGUUGGUAAACCAGAAGAAGGUGCUGAAGAGUUAAAAAGUCAUCCUUUUUUUUCACAAGGAGAUGUGAAUACGGGUAGGGAACCAAUUCCUUGGAAGAAAAUGGAAGCUGGAAAGUUGACACCACCGUUUUGUCCUGAUCCCAGAGCUGUGUACGCCAAAGAUGUGCUUGACAUCGAGCAAUUCAGCACUGUUAAAGGUGUAAGAUUAGAUGCAACAGAUAAUCAGUUUUAUGGAAAAUUCAGCACAGGAUCUGUUUCAAUACCAUGGCAAAAUGAGAUGAUUGAAACAGAAUGUUUCCGAGAGCUCAACGUGAUGGAGGAGAAUGGUGAACUAGUGUUGGAUUUGCGUAAUGACCCGAUUAGAGGUGAAAAUAGCAAAAACGAAUCUAAUAAUAAAUUUGGAUUUCUUGCACGAUUGUUCAAGCGGAAA